Molecule: messenger RNA, 2752 nt
Organism: Diabrotica virgifera virgifera (western corn rootworm)
Lineage: Eukaryota; Metazoa; Arthropoda; Insecta; Coleoptera; Chrysomelidae
Gene: mtDNA-helicase
Product: mitochondrial DNA helicase
Exons: 8
Coding region: 65-1936 (623 amino acids)
Biological process (GO): mitochondrial DNA replication
Cellular component (GO): mitochondrion
Molecular function (GO): ATP binding; 5'-3' DNA helicase activity; single-stranded DNA binding
Source: RefSeq, a predicted model, not a curated record
UUUUAAAUUAUAGCAUGAUGGACAAUAAUAAUAAUAAUUUUUCUAUUAAUUUCUAAAAUGAAUCAUGUUUGUUCGUUUAGGUAGAUUUAUAAAAAUUUCAAAUUUCGUUAAACCACCAGUGAUAAUUACUAGACCGUACAAUGAUUUAGCAAUCGAAGCAAUUCCUGAAAUAUCUAAAACAACAAUUAAGAAAGCCAUGAAAACUAAUAAUUUUCAGUUUGAAGAAGGCUUUACUUGUUUUACUACCCCGUGUACAUUGUGUCCCAAAGUUAGUAAAGGUGCCAAAUUGUACAUUAACAAAACAACAGGCUGGUUUAUGUGUACUGGUUGUAAAAAAUCAGGCCAGUGGAAUACAUUAGAAACCUAUUUCACUUCAAAAAAGAGCAAAAAGACCAAAAUUAAAGAUGAGUCAAUAGAAGAAGAAAAGGGCAAUGAAAGAAUUGCAAAAACCUUGGAGGAAAUAAGAAGUACAACCAGUGAAAUUAAAGCUUUAAGUGAAGAAGAGUUGCAUGAGGUUUUAAAGAAGUUUAAGUUACCUAUAAUUUCUAGUUCUACUUUUGAAACCUUAGACGUAAGGUUAAACGAAAAACACACAGCUCUGUUUUUCCCAUUAGAAAACGUUGAGUCAGAAACUGUUGGCUACCGAAAAUUUACCUCUGGAUUAAGUACAGAAACUGUAUUGCCUGAUCAAAAUUAUGGAGGAAUUUUAACGGCCCGAUUUCCAAAAAGUAAAGACACAGCAGUAUUAGUUCCGAGUGUUUCGGACUUUUUGGUUCUAGCAAACACAAAACUCAACGUAAAUGUGGUUUGUUUACCUAACGGAGUGAAUAAUUUAUCUCUAUAUGCUUUGCCAAGUCUUGAAAGGUUUAAGAAGCUCGUAUUGUGGUUCGGAAGUGAUAAUAAGUCUUGGACUGCAGCGAGGAAUUUUGCAAAGAAGUUGGGAGAGAAGAGGUGUCUACUUAUUCGACCUACAGAAAGACAGCAGCUUCCUCAUUUAGACCCAAACCAGGACUUCAAAUCGAUAAUAGCUGCAGCCCAGCCAGUUUGGCACAAAUCUGUCACCACAUUUUCCACGUUAAGAGCUGAUGUAUUAUCAGAUCUUCAGAACAUCGAUAAAGUUCAAGGAGUUAAAUGGAAGCGGUAUCCUACUUUAAACAAAAUUCUGAAGGGCCAUAGAUGUGGUGAAUUGAGUAUUUUUACUGGACCGACGGGUUCGGGAAAAACUACGUUUAUUAGCGAUUAUUCUUUAGAUCUGUCGAUGCAAGGGGUAAACACCUUGUGGGGUAGUUUCGAGAUACGCAACGCGAGACUAGCAAAAACCAUGCUGCAGCAGUUGGCUGGCAUUCCUCUUGACGAACAUUUGCAUUUAUUCGAUUAUUGGGCAGACCAGUUCGAGAAGUUACCUAUAUAUUUUAUGACGUUUCACGGCCACCAGAGUAUUAAAGUGGUGAUGGAGGCAAUAGAACAUGCGACAUACGUCCACGACAUAGCGCACGUCAUAAUCGAUAAUCUCCAAUUCAUGAUGGGCACUUCGGAAGACCAGAAACACAUGGACCGAUUCUGGAAGCAAGAUCUAAUCAUAGGUUGCUUUAGAGAGUUCGCCACGCGGAAAAACUGCCAUGUUACUUUAGUUAUACAUCCCAGAAAAGAAAGGGACGCCGAAGACUUGACUACCAGUUCUAUUUUUGGAGGCGCCAAAGCUUCACAAGAGGCCGAUAAUAUUCUCAUUAUUCAAGAUAAGCGACUUACUGCUCUUCGAGGAAAGAAAUAUUUACAAGUUGUCAAAAAUAGAUAUAGUGGAGACUUAGGAAUAAUGCCAUUAGAUUUCGAUAAAGAUAGCUUGAGUUUCCAACAAAAGAAACCGAAGGAGAAAAAAGUGGAUCUGAUCCAACCUUUAACACAUCCUGAAACUGAUGUUUCUAUACCAAAGAUUUAAAGCAUUUUAUCAACAAGUUUUACACGAUUGUUAUCAAUGUAGUGUGUGUAAUUGGAUUGUAAAGCUUACAUUAUCUCUCAACUUUUAAGUUAUGUCCCUAACACUCAUUUUUUUUAUUCAGCUAAUGCAUCAAAAACUAAUGGCCAUUGGCAUGGUACAGUGAUUUCGCAAUUAGUGUAAUGUGUGUCUUAUUGCUUAGUAAAGUCAACUUCAAUGUCUUUACAAAGACACCCUAAUUGUAUCCGAACGUCUGCGAUCCCUUCGGUGAGUACCGAUCCCACACGGAUAGAAACUAUUUUCAUUUAUUAAUUGUUAAUAAAUGAAAAAUUUCCUACCCAGUUGAGAUUCGAGCUCACAACAAUUGGAUCCAAAGGCUCCCUUACCACUGAGCCACAGAGGAGGUUUUUACAAUUUACGUUAUCUACCUCACGAAAUUUAAAUAACCUUAAAUUUCCCACGUAACCACCAGCUGUCAAAACCCUAAUCGUUUCUGUAACCUUAAUUUCACGUGACUAUACUAAAUUUACAAUCAAGAUGCAGUAGGAGCACUCCCGAAUCAUAAUUCACAAUGAAUAUACAUUGUAAAUCCCAAAUCAUGAUUUCCAAAGUUAAUACAUUGUAAAUUAUGAUUCGCUAGUGCUCCUAUAGUAGCAUUUAACGCGUCUUGGUUUGUUUAUUUCUACUGCAUCUUGAUAGAUAAUUUCUUUUACUUAAACCUUGUCUUAGAUGUUUAAGCUUUUGAAUCCAAAUACACAUUAUGUAUAAAUGUUGAUUUUUUAAUUUUAUAUUGGAAAAAAUAAAUUAUAUUUUUCUGAA